CGCUGGCUGGCCCGGUGCGGGCGCCGGGUUGCUGCCGGGGGAGAAGCCCGCCAGCGCUACCGCUGCUCCUGCCCGGGCCCGGGUCUCGGUCCGUGCCCCGGCCCCGGGCCCCCGCCCGGCCCGGCGAUGAAGUGUCACUACGAGGCGCUGGGGGUGCGGCGCGACGCCAGCGAGGAGGAGCUCAAGAAGGCCUAUCGGAAGCUGGCCCUGAAAUGGCACCCGGAUAAAAAUCUGGAUAAUGCCGCUGAAGCCGCCGAGCAGUUUAAGUUGAUCCAGGCAGCCUAUGAUGUGCUGAGCGAUCCGCAGGAGAGAGCGUGGUAUGAUAACCAUAGAGAGGCUCUACUUAAAGGUGGACUCGAUGGAGAAUAUCAAGAUGACAGCUUGGAUCUGCUUCACUAUUUCACUGUUACUUGUUACUCUGGUUAUGGAGACGAUGAAAAGGGUUUUUAUACAGUGUAUCGCAAUGUUUUUGAAAUGAUUGCGAAGGAAGAAAUGGAAUCCACGUUGGAGGAGGAUAUGGAAGAAUUCCCAACUUUCGGAGAUUCUCAGAGUGACUAUGAUACGGUAGUCCAUCCUUUCUACGCUUACUGGCAGAGUUUCUGCACUCAGAAGAAUUUUGCUUGGAAGGAGGAAUAUGAUACACGACAAGCUUCCAACCGCUGGGAAAAACGAGCUAUGGAAAAAGAAAACAAAAAGAUUCGGGAUAAAGCCAGGAAAGAAAAGAAUGAACUUGUCCGUCAGCUGGUAGCUUUCAUCCGCAAACGAGAUAGACGAGUACAGGCCCAUCGAAAGCUUGUGGAAGAGCAGAACGCAGAGAAGGCGAGGAAAGCUGAAGAGAUGAGGCGGCAGCAGAAGCUGAGACAGGCCAAACUGGCGGAGCAGUACCGCGAGCAGAGCUGGAUGACAGUGGCCGAUCUGCAGAGAGAGCUCCGGGAGAUGGAGGCACAGUAUGAGAAGGAGUUUGAAGAUGGAUCAGAUGACAAUGAAAUGAAAGACCACGAGCAGACAGACGCACAGGAAGGUAAAGAAGGCGAGGAGGCCGAGCUUUUUGACGACCUCUAUUGCCCAGCCUGUGACAAGUCUUUCAAGACAGAAAAGGCCAUGAAGAAUCAUGAGAAGUCAAAGAAACACCGAGAGAUGGUUGCUUUGUUAAGACAGCAGCUGGAGGAGGAGGAGGAGAACUUCUCAGGCCCUCAGACGGAUGAAAAUGCCCUGCCUGCCAAUUCUGAGGAAGAGACGGAGGAUACACCAAGAGAAAAGCUCUCUAAAAAACAGAAGAAGAAGCAGCAGAGACCAGCACAGAAUUAUGACAGCUUCGAUGAAAAUGGAAUUGAAGAAGGAAUAAAGGUUGAUCUGAAUGAUGAUAACUUAAAUCAAGACAGUGCCAAAGAAUUGGAAGAUAGUUCUCAAGAAAACGGGAGUGUUGUGGAGAGUGCUGAACCGUGCAGUGACCCAAAAAAUGAACCUAAAAGUGUUGCUAAACCCAAAGGAAAGAAAACCAAAGACACGAAAAAGUCUGUCAGAGUACCUGCUGAGCCACAGGCAGUGAGCGCUGUUCUGAGCUGCACAACCUGCCAUAGUGAGUUUCCGUCCCGGAACAAGCUUUUUGACCAUCUGAAGGCCACCGGUCACGCAAGAGCACCUUCCUCUUCCUCCUUAAACAGUGGAACGAGCAGUCGAAGCAAAAAAGAGAAACGCAAAAACAGAUAGAAAGUCUGGCAACACCUUUUCUUUCUUUUUGCUGUCUCUAGAUAUUUGAAACCAAAAACUGAACUGAAAUCAUCUAAAGAGUUAAAAUCUCAGUGAUCUGCAAUUUAUUGCAUUGUGGAAGAUUAUUUUUAUCUUGUUAAAAAACAUUUUUUGUUUAAUAUAUAUUUUUUAAACAUUUCACUAGUGAUUGAAUUAUACUUUUGCCAUCUGAAUUAACUUGAAUGUCUCCAGACAGGUAAAUAUUUGUAAAGUGUGUAUUGAUUUCUGUAGCUUUGUGUGGACAGAAAUGUACAGGGAGAUUAAAUUAUUUUAA
Ochotona curzoniae (black-lipped pika) is the source of this 2023-nucleotide messenger RNA. It is a transcript of the gene DNAJC21, whose product is annotated as DnaJ heat shock protein family (Hsp40) member C21. Gene Ontology annotation, molecular function: zinc ion binding; nucleic acid binding. The transcript has 12 exons. The record is from RefSeq and is a predicted model, not a curated record. The coding region runs from base 127 to 1710 and encodes 527 amino acids. NCBI's taxonomy places the organism in Eukaryota, Metazoa, Chordata, Mammalia, Lagomorpha, Ochotonidae. Gene Ontology annotation, cellular component: cytoplasm.